This is a messenger RNA of Zophobas morio, 4928 nucleotides long. Its product is annotated as protein AF-10-like. The transcript has 14 exons. Gene Ontology annotation, molecular function: histone binding; nucleosome binding. Gene Ontology annotation, cellular component: nucleus. The record is from RefSeq and is a predicted model, not a curated record. The coding region runs from base 237 to 3200 and encodes 987 amino acids. NCBI's taxonomy places the organism in Eukaryota, Metazoa, Arthropoda, Insecta, Coleoptera, Tenebrionidae. Gene Ontology annotation, biological process: regulation of transcription by RNA polymerase II.
AAAAACAAAAUGGUUGCCCUAUAGAAGAAUGUGUUUAUAAUGCAUUUUUAUAUAAAAGUACGUGCGAUGUGGCCUAAUUUCCUGAAUUCCUGAAUUCCUUGAAGCAAACUGACGGAAAAUUUUGGUCAAGAUGAAGAACAGAUUAAUUGUGUAGCAAUGAAUGUGAAUUUAUUGCAUUGGAAAUGCGGGGUGGGAUUGUCGAAUCGCUAGUUUAGCAAACUACGCUUCUUUGCAUUAUGAGGGAGAUGGUAGGAGGUUGUUGUGUUUGUUCUGACGAUAGAGGAUGGUCUGAAAACCCACUUGUUUACUGCGAUGGACAAUCUUGCACUGUUGCUGUUCACCAAGCUUGCUAUGGUAUAGUUACUGUUCCGACUGGCCCGUGGUAUUGUCGUAAAUGCGAAAGCCAAGAGCGUUCCGUUAAAGUGAAAUGCGAAUUGUGUCCCAGCAAACAUGGUGCUCUCAAGCGCACCGACAAUUCGGGCUGGGCCCACGUUGUAUGUGCUCUGUACAUUCCAGAAGUGCGUUUUGGCAAUGUCACCACGAUGGAACCGAUUCAGCUCCAGUUGAUACCCGCUGAACGAUUCAAUAAGACUUGUUAUAUAUGCGAAGAAAAAGGAAAAGCUUCAAGUUCGACUGUAGGUGCGUGUAUGCAAUGCAAUAAAGCUGGUUGCAAGCAGCAGUUUCACGUGACUUGCGCGCAAAGCUUGGGCUUACUUUGCGAGGAAGCAGGAAAUUACUUGGACAACGUCAAGUAUUGCGGCUAUUGUCAGCAUCAUUAUAGUAAAUUGAAAAAGGGAGGUAACGUUAAGACUAUCCCACCUUACAAACCCGUGUCAGCCGAAAACCACCUGUCCGAUUCAAACUCUGAAAAGGAAGGUGAAGGGGCGGUGACAACGAAAUCGUCGACGACGACGUCGUCGUCGUCGUCGUCACAACUGUCUUCGAGCAAACGGAAAACUGGUUCAAGCAGCAAAAGCUCCUCAUCCAAGACGAGCUCGAGCACGAAAAGCUCGUCGAGUUCGUCGCAUCAGAAAACCGUCCAUAACUCCAGUAGUAAAAGCUCAGAUAAACUGAAGGUUUCUAGUUCGAGUGUUAGAAGCAGUGCCAAAAGUGCGGAAGACAGUGGUGUUAGUGUCGAUACGCCUAUCGCGGACAGUAAAACUGAAACGAGAGACAGUAAAGUAGAUAUAGAUCAUAAUAAAACGGACGUUAAGGAUUCUAAGAGUUCGAAAAAACGUAAGAAUAAUUCGAGGACGCCUACGCCGGUUGGUUUAGUGUCCAGUGAAACAGUUGGUAUUUCUGCUACGACGGCUACCGUCGUGGCAGACAGUUUAGUAGGAGUGGCUUCAGCAAGUGAAAAGAAGGGAGGGGUGGGUGAGAGCAUCGAGAAGCAGAAAAAGAUCAAAGUGGAGACUACACAGUCUAUUCUAACAAAUCAGCCGAUCGUUGCCUUAACUUCAAUAUCAACGAUUAAAACCAUAUCGCUCGCAUCGACGACAUCCACGUUAACCGAUAGUAUCGGUUUGGAAACGGCCCCUUCUCCUUCUCUACCCCCACAAUCUAUAAUCCAACAAGGAAUACCACAUACUGUUAAUUCGUUGGUUGUUUCGGUACCACUCACGAGUACUAAUCUGAGUCCACACCCGCCAAUCUUAAAUAACCAAACGAACGUCGUAACGUCAGCGCCACCACUCAUACUUCCCGAAAGAGGUGUAAGUAGUCCUGAACGAACAUCCAAUACCGCAUCAGUUGUCAUGACUGGAGGCAAUAGUAACCAAGGAAGUUCUAUAAUUUCUUCAGAAAUGAGUGGAGGCGGGUUGAAAAUCUCGUAUGAGAAGCAGGAUGCUGUCACUACGGAGGUGGAUAUGGAGCUGGAGGUUUCACCGUCGAAUCAGGAUGUAGGAAAUAAAAGAUCUCAUUCUACAGAGAAAUCGGAAAAAAGUGGACGCGGAAAGAAGAGGAGUUCUGGGGGCGCAAAUGGAAUUAUUAACCAAUUAAACAAUACUUCCAUAUCUUCAUCGUCAUCGUCGACGACGAAACGUUCAAGUAGAUCUCAAAGCUCGGCAACACCACCACAACAAGGUGCUUUUUCAAGUAUAAGUCAAUCACAAAUAAAAGAUUCACCACCAAGUAGUCCCAGUUCUGAAAGUCAAAGUGCCGCCCCGUCGCAGAGUGGCCGCGGAAGAUCGAAAACGAGGAAAAGUGCCCCGUCGGCUCUCGCUAGGCCACAGUCACCGAAGGAUACAAAAGACGUUAAGUUAUUUCAAAAUGGUGUCACAGCGCCUCACAUGUUGGGCAAUCAGUUAAAUCCUAACUCCAAUAUGGCUCAGAAAAUGUCAGACCAUUUGAAUUCAGAACUGGAGGCACACAGCAUAUUCACUCCAAAUGACAACGCCAAUAUGGUUGGACCUCAACUACAUCAUAGGGUUAUUGCUUCGGCAAGGGCAAGUAGUACAGGCGGUUCAAGUACAGCAUCGGCAGGGAGUGGUUUCUCUACCAUGUUAGGAGGUGGUAGUGGAAACAUACCUCAAACUCUUGACCAGCUGCUCGAAAGGCAAUGGGAACAAGGGUCGCAAUUUUUGAUGGAGCAAGCUCAGCAUUUUGACAUUGCAUCAUUGCUGUCGUGCUUGCAUCAACUGCGAGCAGAGAAUUUACGGUUAGAAGAACAUGUGAGUUCGUUGCUUCAACGAAGAGAUCAUUUAUUAGCUGUCAAUGCUAGGUUGGCUAUACCGUUGACCGGUCAGCCGGCCACUCCUCAGUCUUCCCAUUCCCACACGGUGAAUAAUAUUCAUCCUGCUGUGGGAGCGAGCCACGGUGAUGUGCCAAGAUCAUCAACACGACAUAGCGGCAACGGAACGAGUUAUCCCGCACAUCCGCAGGGCUCUCAACAUCCGAACGCUACCCCCGUCGUCGAAAACGGUUUGCCUUCCGACCCUGCACAGCAAUACCCACAUUCCCACCGCAGCCCGGCAACGAGUCAGUCUCAGCAGAGUCCUUCAAUUAGACAUUCGCCGGCUGGUUCAGGGUAUCCCAAUAGUGGUCUGCUGCGUCAAAGUGCAGACACUAGCGGACGCUCUGCGCCUAGACCUCAACCGUAUCCGUUAUAUCAGGGUCAGGGCCCGGGGCCUUCGUCGCAACAACAGAUGGUAAUACGAAGAGAUUCGGAUGUAUAUCAUCAGUCGUCAUCGAAACCUAGCUGAGAGUAUGUGGAUCCAUCUUUCAGCAUAACAAGGCUUCUAGACUUGCAUUGACAAAUCAUUGAUUGUUGGUUGCCCUCGAAUCAUUGUACUUUAUGAAGAAAUGUUUUUCUUGAUAGAUUUUUAUGAAAAAGGAAAGAAAUCUAACGAAUAGUAGGUUUUGCAGAAUAUCAUUGAAUUAUAUAAUUUAUCACGAGAUCGUGAAUUUUUAUUUGUACUUAAGGUGACCACUGACAUGUGUUCUUGGUAUACUUGGAUUAAUACAAGUAGUUUUUUUCUCAGUGUCACCAACAGAUAAAUAAUUGACAGUGCUAUUAUCAAGUGUUUAAAACCAAAAUAAAUAAUAAUUUUAUUACUACGUUUAUUUUAAUUUGUCAACAUAAAACAAUUUGGUGAGUAUUAGUAUUUGCUUACUUAGAUUCAUUUAGAAAAAAAGUAGUUCUGGUAGCGAUAUUUUCACCUAUUUAUUUUAUCAUCCAAACUUAGUAAGGUACUACGUUUGUUUUAAUUUGUCAACAUAUUCUUAAUAAGAUGUUAAUUAAUGUUGUGUGUAAUUGUGGAAAAAAAUUCUGUAUGUGUGUUAGAGAAGAAAAGACGCUGAUGCAUGAGAUGCAAAUACGUUAUAGACUUACAUUUUUUUUGUAAGAAAAGGUAGUUGUAUUAGAGUGGCCAUUAACACAUGUCAGGAGAACCCAAGAUCGAACUUGUCUGAAAACUGAUACAGUACAGUAUAGAUUAUUCAAUCAAAGAUGCCGUAAUUAAGAUACAUUUGUGAUCUUCUAACACUUAUUUUAUUCUCUUUUUACAAAAAAGAUAUUAAAAUUUGUCAACGACUUGUUAACUGUCUCCAUAUUUGGAAAAAAAUCGUGUAAAAUUUUAUUUUCCUCGUUGAAGUACUAUUAAGUUUUAAGUGUUAAUUAUUCUGUUAUAAAUGUCAGAUAAAAAGCUUUAAAAUUGAUCAUAUUAACAUUGUGUUCUGUUUGAGUGAGUAUGGAACGUAUUUCCGUAGUUUUUAAGUAGGCUAUUUUAUAUUUACAAUUUUUAUUGAUAAUUGUAGACUUAAUUAAUAUCACUGCCACUGCAAUAUGCUCAAUUACGUUUCUAUUAAGUCUAGUCACAUUUUCCAACAGUGAGAACUCGAUAUGGAUUGAGAAUAAAGUUGUUGACAUAAAGACGAUUAAGUUAUUGAGAUGCAUGCACAAUUUUCAGAAGUAAAAAUGCGCGGAACCGGUUACAAUACAGAAAGCUACGAAAUGUACAAUGCUAGAGUGAAAUUGUAUAGUUUUAGUUCAUACUCAGGGAUAUUACUAUAAACUUAACUUUUGGUUUUAUUGCAACGCCUUUCAGUUAAUUCAUUUGAAAGUCUUAUACAAUUAGUUUCAAAAUACGCAUUUUUAUGCCAGUAAUAAUGCCAUAUUAGUUGAUUGUAAAUAAUAAUCAUAGGUUAAUUUAGGAUUUUAUUCUGUAUAUUUGUUAGUUUAGUACAGGUUAAUUCUUUUUAUUUUGUAAAAACACUCGUCUAAAUAGUAAUAGUUUUGUAACAACAUAAAACAAAACGAAAAUGUGAAUAUCCCUAUUUUUUGCAGAUAUUUUUGGGAUUUUUUGUACUUUUAUAAAUAAGAUUUUAGGAAGUAAUCUUAGACGAAUUAUGUACGUGAAUGUUGUCUGUAUAUUUUGUAAUAUUUAAUUUUGUUUUUUGUUAUGUAAGAUAUAGACUUCGUAGAAGAAAAA